CAGAAACCACUGCGCCUACAUCGUCCAGAAGAACAUCACAUGCACCAUGCAGGAUGGGAUGGCCACUUACGUGAAGGCAGAGUACACCACCAAGUGUAUCUGGGGUCAGAAGUGCCCAGUGCUUAUGUACCGCACAUUCUUCAAGCCCAAGUACAAGGUGGGUUACAAGACUGUGACCGAGCUCGAGUGGCGCUGUUGCCCUGGUUACACGGGGGAGAACUGCUUCGAUGGCCCCGCCUCGCUGCCCGAUGGCAUGAUGCCCCCCUUUAAGGGCAUCUUGCCCCGGCCGGCAGUGAAGGGCUACCCCCGGGGGCAGCCCAAGGGGCCUGAGCCAAAGCCUGUCCCAGGAGGGAGCCUGGAGCCUGGGAAGCCCUACCCUGUGCCCGACGGGCAGCCCGAUGGGCGCACACAGGUCCCCACGGGCCAGCUGCCAUCUGGAGGCCCCAACUAUGGUCCUAAGGUGGGUGUCUCGGGCGAGCGUCUGGACCGCAUGGAGGACGACCUGCGGCGUCUGUCCCAGGGUCUGGACACGCUGAAUGGCAUGGUGGCGGGCCUGGAGAAUCGUCUCCGCGUCUCACUCCGGGACGACACCAACAAGCUCCUGACCACCCUGUUGAGCGGCUCCCCGCCGCGCCUGACCCCCGACUCCUCCGUGGGCUUCGGGGUCAUCCCUGACGGCAACCUGGACGGCCUGAGCGGCGGCAGCAGCACCGACGGCGGCGGUUUCCUGGGCUACGGCGAGCUGGUCGGCCGCGUGACGGAGGUGAAGGACGAGCUGCGGGUCAAGAGCGACAUGCUGGAUGAGAUCCACGGGAUGGUGAUGGGCCACGACGGCCAGCUCAAGAGGCUCCUGGAGGCGGCCACAGGCCGGCCCAUACCGGGUGGGGUGGUCAACCAGAGGCUGCUCGAGGACAUGGUGGACUCCAGGCUGGCGGGAGUGCGGGCCGAGAUUCUGGACGGCUUUGAGAAAAGGCUGCUGGAGAUGGAGGGACACUGUGAUUACCGCAUCGGGCAGGUGCAGAAGCAGUGCCAGAACGAGCACCUGGACGGCCAGGAGCAGAUGCAGCAGUCGCUGGACGGCCGUGAGACCGGCCUCCGCAAAGAGCUGGGCCACUUGCAGGAGCAGAUCCAGGGCCUGACACUGACGGAGAGCUGCUGUGGUCAGGUGAGCGGCCUGUCCCAGCGUGUGCUGCUCCUGGAGGAGGCCGUCAAGGGCCUGACCGAGUCCCAGCGCCAGCUCCAGGUGGCGCUGUCCGACCAGACCAUCCACAUCGAGGCUAUCCUGGAGACGCGGCUGGAGGACAUCGAGGGCCGGAUCAACACCACCGAGAGGGGCCUGCCGCCGCCAGACGCGGGGAGCCCAGAUGGUCAGCCUCUGGCGCCGCCCGGUGGAGUGCCCACGUCCCUGGACGGGUUCAACACGCUGCUGGACGAGAAGCUGAAGGCCCUGGAGGAGCGUCUGUUCGUGGCCGUGGAGGAGCUGAGCAACGCCACAGCACCGGCGCUGCUGGAGGGCCACGUGGUGCCGGCGCUGGAGACGGAGAUCGAGUCGGUGCGCAGGCGCGUAGAGGCUGACCUGGACGGCGUGCAGAAGCAGCUGACCGACCUGGAGCUCCUCUGCACGUCCUCCUGCACACCCGGCUCCUCCACGGGCGGCGAGGGAGAGGACGGCAGCCGCCCGACUGGGACAGGGACUGGAACGAGCACAGGGACAGGGGCGACGGACGAGGACUGCGAGGAGGUGGACAAGAGGGUGUCCGGCCGCCUGGACACGCACGCCGAGCAGCUGGAGCGCCUGAACGGCACGCUGCAGGGCCUGCUGACGCGCAUCGUGGAGGCGGAGGAGUCCGCCGGCGUGGAGGGCGAGAUCACGCUCCUCAAGAUCAACGUGAACUCGGUCAACCGCACGCUAAAGGGCCUGCGCGACUCGGUGAGCCUGAUCUCGCGCGAGGUGGGCCGGGCCAACUCCACCUGGACGCAGCGUGAGGAGCGGCUGGCCAACCAGGUGCAGGGCAUCACGCAGCUGGUGGGCCGGCAGGCGUCCAUGCUGGGCGCGGGCGAGCGCCGCCUCAUCCAGCUGAAGGGCGAGCUGCAGGGCCUGCGCCGCCGGCUGGCUGGGGAGCUCCAGGGAUGCCGCAGCACGGCGCUUGGCGUCCAGAAAGAGGUGCUGGCCGUCGACAGCCGCGUCGCCCAGGUCGAGGGACAGUGCAGCGGCCUGUCCGAGAUGGCCGAUGAGCUGGAGCGCAUCCGCGGCGAGCUCGAGGGCCACUCCGACCACUUCCUGGCGCGCAUCAACGGCACGCUGUCCACCCACUCGCAGCAGCUGGCCGAGCUCAAGGACGGGCUGGAGGAGUGCAGGGACAAAAAUGGCCACAGGGGGCAGUAGGGAGACCAGUAGCAUUUCAGCUACAGAGACAAAUGAGGUGGGGCUACAGCUGUAAAGAUAUGGCAAUAUUGUUUUUAUCAUUGUUAUUAUAAUAAUUAUUAUUAUUUUUACAGGGCAUUUUCUGUUUCACCCUAUACUUUUUUUUUUUUUUUUUCUUUGUUUGUUUUCCUCCACAUUUUAUAUUGAUUUUAACGUUUUAACUUAUAUGAAGACAAAGUGACUGCAUUGUUAUUAGAGAUGUAUUUGUACAAAAAUAUGAGAAUAACAAACGUGAUGCCAGACUAAUACGCUGCUAUGGGUCUCUACUCUGCCAUUAUCAGUCCACUCUCUCCAGGCCCAUCUGUCCUCUCUUCUCAAAAUACUGUAUGUCCUCAUGAAUGGUGCUAAUUUUUGGUAAACAAUUAUUUUGUGUACAAAAAUGAAAUGUAAUGUAAUGUUUCUUUAUACUGUUGGAGAAUAUAAUAAUUUUCUGUGACUAAAAGGACAAAGCUGGAAGAAGAGUGAGCUUUAGAUUGUAAUAUGGACCAGCCUGCCAGAUAGUUCUCUCCACCAGGUGUCAGAGAUAAGUCAUCUGAGGAAUAAAAUAAACAGAUAACAUUUUGGAGAA
Molecule: messenger RNA, 2993 nt
Organism: Alosa sapidissima (American shad)
Lineage: Eukaryota; Metazoa; Chordata; Actinopteri; Clupeiformes; Clupeidae
Gene: emilin3b
Product: EMILIN-3
Exons: 4
Coding region: 47-2386 (779 amino acids)
Cellular component (GO): extracellular matrix
Molecular function (GO): protein binding
Source: RefSeq, a predicted model, not a curated record